CUGUAGAGGGCACCUCCACAGUGAGUUGUUUUGCAGGAUCUUUAAAGACCUUGUUGUUUUAUAACAUUAAGGCUGAUAACUGACCCACAGCAUGGGAAUCUUGGAAUCUUCCACCAGCUGACAUCCUGUUUCUUUUCUGCUCUUCGCUCUUUCAUUUCAUCAUUACUCCCUCCCUUCUCCUUGUCUCACUUUCCUGCUUUCAGUUGCAGGAAUGGAAACCGAAACCAUCACAUGGGAGGGCUCAGAGAUCGAGUACUUAUAACAGCAGCUGAUUCAACAGAAACAAAACAGACCGGCAGAAAGAAGGAGGCAAGAUCCUCAGAGCAUUAAGGCUUCCAUUGGCUGAGUCAUGGAACCGCAUUACCAAAACAGGAGAGGAGGUGGUAGAAACAAUCAGCAUCAGAGAAAUGAAAGAGAGCGUCACGGUCAUGAAGCCGGAGGCCAUCAUGAAAACCAGAGGAGAAGAAAUCAGAACCAAGAAGCAGGGCAAAAUCACAGAGACAACCAACAAAGGCCAGUGGCAAACAGAGCAGCAGGUGGUAGAGAUGGAAACAAUGGCCCUUGGCAAAUCCAGAAUCAGCAGCAGCUGAGAGGGCGACAGGGAAAUGGAGCUGGGGGCCACCAAGAAAACAGGAGAAGAGGAAAUGAGAAUCAAGAAGCACGGCAGAAUCACAGAGCAAACCAACAAAGGCCUGGGGCCAACAGAGGUAGUGGUACUGAGCAGCAGGUUAGACAUCUGGGGUAUAAAGCUGUAGAGGCGUUGUUAGAAAAGGAGCCCUCAGAAGUAGUCAUCACACUAGCCUCACACUCUGGCCUUGGAGAACUGCUUUCACUCAUAACUAUGAAGCCAAACUUUGUGGAGCUGCUCUGCAAGGUUAUAUGUAGAGCCUGCAGUUCUAAGUUAGAUCGUCAGAGCAUCCAGCACCUUCUGGGACGAAUCAAGUCCUCUUACUUCCUGAGUGCCUGCCUUCCACAAUAUGUUGUAGGAAUGAUGACAGAUCACAUUCAGGAGAGACGCCAAAGUUACCCAGAGCACAUUUCCAAUAUACUUAGACUCUUGCAAGAACUGAUGAGCAUAUUCCCAGCAAGUACUAUUGCGGAGACAUCAAUGUUGAUCUCACUUAUCCCUGGCUCUAUUAAUGCUCUACGUACAUCUGGAGUUGAAAUAGAAGAGCAAAUAGAACAAAGCCUGGAAAGGGUAUCUGAUUUAGCCAGACACUUGCAAGAUAAGAAGAGGGAGGGAACACUGCGAGUGGACACACAUAUAACUAUUGACACUGAGAUCCCAGCUGAGGAUUACAGAAGAAUGAGUGUGUAUCCCAGCUAUAAUGAAAUUCAUCACGGUGAAAAGCCUUUUCUCCGGCCAAAUACACUCAACUCUAAAUAUGAAAGCACUGUCCUCUACUUGGAUACUCACUUUCGCCUCUUGCGUGAAGACUUUGUACGCCCAUUGAGGGAUGGUAUCCAAGAACUUCUCAUGUACCAUGAUCAUGGCUCCCACAGGAGAAAAUGUGAUGACAUUCGGAUUUACUUUGACACAAGAAUUCUCUCUCCUCUGUGCACACCAUUAGGGAUUGUGUACAAGGUGCAGUUUGACGUCACUCCAUUAAAGAUGGUACGAUGGCAAAAUUCCAAAAGGCUGUUAUAUGGAUCUCUGGUAUGCCUUUCCAAGGACAGUUUUGAAACCUUUCUCUUUGCCACAGUGGCCAAUCGUGAUGCUGCAGAGCUAGCUUAUGGGGAGGUUCAGUUGCAAUUCAGUGAGCAGAGCCGAGGUCUUCUUGCACAAACUCAGCCAAAUGACUCCUUCCUCAUGGUGGAGACCACUGCAUAUUUUGAAGCAUGUCGCCAUGUCCUAGAAGGGUUGCAAGAAAUGAAUGAUCAGGAUGUCCCAUUUCAAAAAUAUAUUGUAGAGUGCCAGAAAGAAGUGAGGUCUCCUCGAUAUCUUGACAUGGGAAUUUCAUAUGAUAUCUCUUGCCUGCUGGCUGAAAACAUUAAUAAAGCCAGCAUAAAGAAGAACAUCAACAUUCUGGAGUCUAGAGAGUGGCCUUCCAUGGAUGUUUUUGGCUUUGAUGAAUCUCAGAUGGAGGCUGUACAGCUAGCACUGACAAAGGAGUUGGCUAUCAUUCAGGGGCCUCCAGGCACAGGGAAGACGUACGUGGGAUUGAAAAUUGCAAGAGCCCUUCUUUCUAAUACAAAUGCUUGGCAGUUUGAAGUCCGCUCCUACCCAGUGCUUGUUGUGUGCUACACAAAUCAUGCGCUCGAUCAGUUUCUGGAAGGAAUCCAACAGUUCCUGGGCAAGGGGAUAGUGCGAGUGGGUGGAAGAAGCAACAGUGAGGUUCUAAAGAAGUUUACCCUCAGGGAGCUGAGGUCCAGUCCAGACUUCCGCAGGAAUUCCCCACCUCAUCUUCGCAGGGCCUAUUUUGAAAUCAAACAAAGUAUGCAGGAGUCUGAGCAAAAGCUACAAGAGGGGUCCCAACUCCUGCACUGCUCUAUAUCUGGUAUAAUUCAUGAGAGAUUCCUGGAGAAUUACAUAAAAGAGGAACACUGGGAUAGUCUUCAUAGCAUUGUGGAGCAUGAUGACUUUUGCUUCCAGAAGAGCCGUGGGAAACCUUCUGCGAUUGUGGAGUGGCUAGCACUGGGUGUCAUCCCUUAUGCACGUACCCCAGACCUCAAUGGAGCAGGGGCACAGCCUCAGGAUCUACAAGAAGAAGAGGAAGAAGAAGAAGAAGAAGAAGGUGAGGAGGACAAGCUGAUUGACAUUGCAGAGGAAGCAGACAUCAUUCAGGCUGAUCGUGUGCUUGAUGGUGAUGAGGAGGCAAAAAGACCAAAGAAGAGGAAAGAGACAAACAAUGGUAGAGAACUGGCAGACUUUAUACUUGCAAUGUCCUUCGAAAACAACGACCAAAGUAAAGAGACUGUGGAGACAGGCAAUUGGGAGAUGACUAAAAAGCAAAAGAAGAAGAGGAAGCGAAAGGUGAAGAAUGAACUGAAGAAACUCGAUGCAAUGACAGCAGAAGAGGCUGCCAAGGUUACAGAUGUUUGGAAUCUGAACAUUAACUCACGUUGGAGGCUGUACAGACUCUGGUUACAACGUUACCAGCAGGGAAUACGCCAGAAAAUCCUAUCCCACGAGGAGAAGUAUCAGGAACAUGCCGAUCGGCUGGCAGAGUUGAGGUUACAAGAAGAUUUAGUCAUCCUCAAACAAGCCCAGGUCAUUGGCAUGACAACCACAGGAGCUGCCAAAUAUCGUAAACUACUGCAGGUAGUGGAGCCACGAAUUGUCAUUGUGGAAGAGGCAGCAGAAGUUCUGGAAGCCCAUAUCAUAACCACCCUCAGCUCGGCAUGUCAGCAUCUCAUCCUCAUCGGGGAUCAUCAGCAGCUGAGGCCAAGUGCCAAUGUUUAUGAUUUGGCAAAGAACUUCAACCUGGAGGUGUCAAUGUUUGAACGUCUCAUCAAAUCCAACCUGCCAUUUGUCCGUCUGAAUUAUCAGCAUCGAAUGCGGCCUGAGAUCGCUCGGCUCCUCACACCUCACAUCUACAAAGAACUGGACAAUCACCCAUCUGUGCUCAAUUAUGAAAACAUCAAGGGAGUCUCCACCAAUCUUUUCUUUGUGGAACACAACUGCCUAGAAAAAGAAAUACAAGAUGGAAAAAGUCAUGAAAACAUGCACGAGGCUAUGUUCAUAGUUGAACUUUGCAAGUACUUCCUCUGCCAGGAAUAUAAACCAUCUCAGAUCACCAUCCUCACCACAUACACAGGUCAACUCUUCUGUCUCCGCAAGCUUAUGCCUGCCAAAAAGUUCUCUGGAGUAAAGGUGCAUGUGGUGGACAAGUACCAGGGUGAAGAGAAUGAUAUUAUCCUCCUUUCGCUGGUCCGCAGCAAUAAAGAGGGAAGAGUUGGCUUUCUUCAUAUCGCUAAUCGAAUUUGUGUGGCACUCUCUAGAGCAAAAAAAGGACUUUUCUGUAUUGGCAACAUGGGCAUGCUGGGCAAAGUGAAUUUAUGGAGCAGCAUCAUACUUACUUUGCGUCAAAGGCAUCAAAUCGGUAAUCACCUUAUGCUUUGUUGCCAGAACCACCCAGAGGUGUCCACCCCUGUCAGAACUGCUGAUGAUUUCAAAAAUGUCCCUGAAGGGGGCUGCACUAAGGAUUGUGAAUUCAGGCUGGAUUGUGGACAUCGUUGUACCCGUGUGUGCCACCCCUAUGACCCUGAGCACAAAGAGUAUCAAUGCAAUAAGCCCUGCCAAAAGGAACUUUGUGAGGAUGGACAUCGGUGCAAAAAAAUGUGCUUUCAACCCUGUGGGCCAUGCAUGAAGUUGGUAUCAAAGAAUAUGCCAUUGUGUGGGCACCAACAAAUGGUUCCAUGUAGCAUCCCUGUAAGAACCUACUGCUGUGAAAUGCCCUGUACCAAGUUCCUGAGUUGCGGCCAUCGCUGUGUCAAACUCUGUGGAGAUGAAUGUGAAGAACGAUGUACACAGGAUGUUGAAGCAGAACUGAAAUGUGGGCACAUUCAGACAAUUAAGUGCUGGAAAAAACGUGAUAUAGAAUUUGGAAUGCCGGUUAAAUGCAAUGAACCUUGCCGCACAACACUGAACUGUGAGCACAAAUGUUCUGGCAGUUGUCACUCAUGUACACAGGGGCGAUUCCAUGAGACCUGCCGUCACCCGUGCAAGCGUCCUCUAAUCUGCUCACAUCCAUGCCAAGAGCCAUGCACAAAUAAGUGUCCUCCUUGCAUCAGGAUAUGUGAAAACCGUUGCAUUCACAGUCAAUGCAAAAAGAAGUGUGGAGAAAGAUGCGCCCCAUGCAUGGAGCCCUGUGAGUGGAAAUGUGAGCACUACAAGUGUGGAAAACUAUGCUCAGAGCCUUGUGAUCGUCCACCCUGUGAUGUUGCCUGUCCUAAGAAACUAAAGUGUGGACACCGCUGCAUCGGACUGUGUGGAGAGCCAUGCCCUUCAAAAUGUCGUACAUGUAAUAAGGAUGAGAUAACACAGAUCUUCUUUGGUAAUGAAGAUGAGUCUGAUGCUUGUUUCAUAGAAUUAGAAGACUGUGGCCAUAUCUUUGAAAGAUCUGGCAUGGACCAAUAUGUGACAACAGAUAUUACAUCCCAAGAAGAAAUGAGUAUAAAGCUUAAGGUGUGCCCUAAAUGCCAGACCCCUAUCAGGAAAAAUCUGAGAUAUGGCACAUUUAUUAACAGAACUCUGGAUGAGAUUGAGCAAGUGAAGAAAAAAAUACUAGGUCCAGAAUAUGAAAGGAAGGAAACUCAACAAAGACUAAAGGAUUCUUUACAACAGAUGGUUGAGUUUAGGAGAACACAUUCUGUGGAAUACCUAGAUAUGAAGCUGGCUUUGGAGAACCCAGACAUUUCACUUAGGGAACUGCUCAAACUGGAGAAUAUGUCUUUGUUUUACCAAAAGAUAGCAAAACUCUUUUCUAACAUACAAAAAGUAGAUGAGAAAGAGAAAUCCCAACUUAAAAAUCGCCUACUUGAAAUUAAGGAAUGGGUGGGGAGAACCAGAUCCUCCUUCACUGAACAAGAGGUCUUGGACCUGCAAAAUGAACUUGGGCGUUUUAUUUUCCUCUUAGAACUGCUUGUAAGAUGCAAGAUGGCCGGUAGAAUUAGCCCUGCAAAUCAAAAUGAAAUAGAGCUUUUAAGAAAAAUCUUGGAAAGAAACAAAAGGUUCACUCAGGAGGAUGUACAGUUAGUAAAGGUGAAGUUGAAGGAGCUGGAGAAAAACCUCCCACACUCUGGUCUUGGCAUAAGCGACAAUGAGCGGAUCAUGAUUGUAAAGGCUAUGGAGCUGCAGCAAGGCCACUGGUUUAAAUGUCCCAAUAACCAUGUGUAUGUCAUAACAGAAUGUGGUGGAGCAACGGAGAGGUCUAAAUGUCCUGAAUGCAAUGAGACCAUAGGAGGCACACAUCAUAACCUUCACCAUACAAACCGCCUGGCACCAGAAAUGGAUGGGGCACGUCAUGCAGCCUGGUCUAAUACUGCAAAUAACAUGAUGAAUUUUGAAGAAUUGCAAAGAGAACUGGGCAACUUUGAACUGGACUGAAGUUUCAACAGCCAAAAGCAAGACUACUGAAGAAUAAAUUUAUCAUAAAUGAGAAAAAAAAAAUCCUACAGGCAUAUAUUUUUGGUGCAUGAAUUAACUUAGAACAGAUAAGCACAAAUAAAGUGGACUGUAUUGUAAAAGGUCAUAAAAUUCUCUGGGCACCUUGUCAUUCCUAUUCAAAUAAUAUGAUAGCUCAUGUGUUGUAAUGAGAGAAGUUUAUGUCGAGCCUUUUUUAUAUUAAAUGGUGGCUCAGAGUAAUACUUUGAUAAAAGUUCUGGAUAAAUUCUAUAAAGCAGUUUUGUAGAAAGAACCGUUGACCUAUAAAUAUUCAAUUAUGGUUUGGCAUGGUGCCCCGAAGUCAAUUACAUAAUGGGGGUUAUUUAUCAAAGGUCGAGUUUGUGAGGUUUUUUUCUACCUUGAAUAAACUCACAUUUCGAAUGUUUGCAUAUUUAUGAAAAAACCUGAAUGCAAUCGGGGGAAAAAACUUGCAUACCUCGAAAUUAUUGUUAUGGGGCUAAAAAAACCUAGAAUAUCUCGGAUUGAUUGAGUUUUUGAGCACAAACCACCUUAUAAAACACAAAAAUCAUGAAGG
Molecule: messenger RNA, 6641 nt
Organism: Xenopus laevis (African clawed frog)
Lineage: Eukaryota; Metazoa; Chordata; Amphibia; Anura; Pipidae
Gene: znfx1.L
Product: zinc finger NFX1-type containing 1 L homeolog
Exons: 15
Coding region: 350-6049 (1899 amino acids)
Biological process (GO): regulatory ncRNA-mediated heterochromatin formation
Cellular component (GO): cytosol; nucleus; nuclear RNA-directed RNA polymerase complex
Molecular function (GO): ubiquitin protein ligase activity; zinc ion binding; helicase activity
Source: RefSeq, a predicted model, not a curated record